AUGGCCCAGACUCCCGGCUUCAACCCGAUCACCAAGCCUACCGAGGGCGAGAAGGUUCCCGCUGGAUCCACGUACAAAAUUGUCUGGGAGCCCAGCGCCGCCAACCCCGGAGCGAUCACAAUCGGCCUUCUCGGUGGAGCCACUCCCAGCUCCCUGAAUGUCAUCGACACCAUCGCUGCUGCUGUUGAUUCUGCGGCCGGCUCGUUCGCCUGGAACGUCCCCGCCACUCUUGGUGACCUGGCCACAUAUGGCAUCAAGAUUAGCUUGGACUCCGACCCCGAAAACGUCUUCCAGUACGGCUUCCCUUUCAAGAUUGUUGGCCAUGCUGGGAGCAGCACCUCCGCUUCGGCUUCCGGGGGCCCCUCGCACACAGCCACGGGCUCGGCGUCAGGCUCCGCUUCUUCGGUCUCGCACUCGGCGACUGGUUCCGCCUCGGAUGAGCCCACCACCACCAAGACUUCGACCUCGACCGUGACCUCGACCUCGACCAAGACUUCGACCAAGAAGCACACCAAGACCGUCACUCCCACGACCGUGACCAGCACUUCGGCCUCGUCUACUUCGGUCUCCACUGUCCGCAGCAGCUCGUCGCACACCACCUCCCACGUGCACUCGACGAUCACUAGCAGCGUCACCUCUCAGCGCCCUACUUCGACCACAUCGUCUACUAGCAGUGUUGCUACCAACGGUGUCGCUUCGUUCGCACCUGGCUCUAUUGCCAUGCUCGGUGGUGUUGCCAUGGCCGUUCUUGCUCUUUGA
Dichotomopilus funicola is the source of this 759-nucleotide messenger RNA. RefSeq names its product Ser-Thr-rich glycosyl-phosphatidyl-inositol-anchored membrane family-domain-containing protein. The coding region runs from base 1 to 759 and encodes 252 amino acids. NCBI's taxonomy places the organism in Eukaryota, Fungi, Ascomycota, Sordariomycetes, Sordariales, Chaetomiaceae. The transcript is spliced from 2 exons. The record is from RefSeq and is a predicted model, not a curated record.